This is a messenger RNA of Triticum dicoccoides, 1062 nucleotides long. RefSeq names its product protein-lysine methyltransferase METTL21D-like. The coding region runs from base 63 to 899 and encodes 278 amino acids. The transcript has 2 exons. The record is from RefSeq and is a predicted model, not a curated record. Lineage: Eukaryota; Viridiplantae; Streptophyta; Magnoliopsida; Poales; Poaceae.
CGCCAGAUUUCUCCCCACCUUCCUCCCUUCCUCGGCCGCCGCCGCCCGCCGACCGACCGGCGAUGGAUCCGGUGGAGGUGGUGAUGGGCGCGUACGGAGGCCCGGCGCGGCGCGUCGAGAGCGGGGCGUCGGAGACGAUGCUGCUGUGGGGCCUGGGCCAGCCGGCGUCGCACCGCCCCAACGCCUUCGCGCGGCAGGGCUUGCCGGCCUUCCCCAUCGACGCGUGCGGCCGCCGCCUGACGCUCCACCAGCAGCCGUCCUCCUUCCGGGGCGCCUCGGGGGUCACGGGCGCCGUCGUCUGGGACAGCGCCGUCGUGCUCGCCAAGUUCCUCGAGCACGCGGCCGACGCGGGGCUCCUGCCGGUGCGCGGGGCGCGCGCCGUGGACCUCGGCGCCGGCUGCGGGCUCGUGUCCGUCGUCGCCGCGCUGCUGGGCGCGCGCGUCGUGGCCACCGACCUGCCCGACCGCGUCCGGCUGCUGCGCAAGAACCUCGAGGAAAACGUCUGUAAUGGGGAUGGGGAUGGCGGGUCGGCGACGUUGGCGGAGCUGGUGUGGGGCGACGAGUACGAGCUGGACCCGGAGCUGCUGCUCUGGCUGGACACGGAGGCAGAGCCGCCGGAGCUGGUGCUGGGGUCGGACGUGGUGUACAGCGAGGAGGCCGUCGGCGACCUGCUGGCGACGCUCUGCCGGCUCGCCGGGCCGCGCACCACCGUGCUGCUCGCCGGAGAGCUCCGCAACGACGUGGUGGUGGAGUGCUUCCUGGAGGCGGCCAUGGCGGAGUUCGAGGUCGGGUGCAUCGAGCAGGAGCAGUGGCACCCCGACUUCCGCACCAACCGCGUCGCCAUCUUCAUCCUCCUCAGGAAGACGCCGCCGCCGCCGCUCCCCGUCUCAACGCCAUAGCUGCUGGACCUGAAUGUCUCAUUGCCACCCAUAGCUGCUCUGCUGGCUCAUUGUUGUAACAUUACUAUUAUACUCAAGCCAUGGCACACUUUGGCUGCAACCAUCAAUCACUUUACAUACUACUCCCUCCGUUCUAAAAUAGUAUAUAUAGAAUUUUCCCAAA